Parastagonospora nodorum SN15 is the source of this 1884-nucleotide messenger RNA. RefSeq lists its product as hypothetical. Lineage: Eukaryota; Fungi; Ascomycota; Dothideomycetes; Pleosporales; Phaeosphaeriaceae. Gene Ontology annotation, molecular function: N,N-dimethylaniline monooxygenase activity; flavin adenine dinucleotide binding; NADP binding. Bases 1 to 1884 code for a protein of 627 amino acids. The record is from RefSeq and is a predicted model, not a curated record. The transcript is spliced from 5 exons.
AUGGCACCGGAUCUGAAUUCGAUCGACAGCAACGGUCGUUGGGACUACUCUACGCCUGGGUCCGGCGGCUACAAUAUCCCAGAUAUUGUAUACGAUGUCCCUGCUUCUCACGCUGAUAACGAACAGGACCCGUCAUCACGGAAGCUCCGAGUAUUGACCAUUGGGGCCGGUCUUUCCGGCAUUCAAAUGGCGUACCAUAUCCAAAAGAAUUGCGAAAAUGUGGAGCAUGUGAUCUAUGAGAAGAACACGGAUAUUGGCGGAACGUGGUUGGAGAACAGAUACCCAGGAUGUGCUUGCGACAUCCCCUCUCACGCGUACACACUCAACUUUGCGCUUAACCCGGAUUGGCCUCGUUUCUUCUCGUAUGCUCCCGAUAUUCAAAAGUACCUGCUCAAAGUUGUCGAAGUGUUCGAUCUACGAAAGUAUAUGACCUUCAACACUGAGGUUGUUCGUGCGGAAUGGCAAGAAGAGACCGGAAAGUGGAAAGUUACUUUGAAGCAAAAGUCGCCUUCCGGCGAAGAGAAGGAAUUCGUGGAAGAAUGCGACCUCUUGCUUUACGCGACUGGUAUUCUGAACAACUACAAGUGGCCUAAGAUUAAGGGCAUCAACAGCUUCAAGGGAAAGAUCGUCCAUACAGCUACAUGGCCGGAAGACUAUCAGAGGGAGCAGUGGGCCAACGACCGCGUCGCAAUCAUUGGGUCCGGCGCAUCUUCCAUCCAGACGGUACCGACGAUGCAGCCACACGCAAAGCACCUAGAUAUAUUUGUUCGCACUGGCGUCUGGUUUGUACAAAUUGCCAACAACUACGGUCAAAACAAAGAGUACUCGGAAGAAGAGCGAGACGAGUUCCGACGCGAUCCGAAGAAGCUAUUGGCACAUGCAAAAGACAUCGAGAACCAAGUCAAUGGUUUGUGGGGCGCGUUCUAUACCGGAAGUGAGGGUCAAAAGGCGGCGCAGGAUCUGUUCCGAGAGCGGAUGAAGGAGUUCAUUAAGGACGAGAGACUCCUGGCUGGAUUUACGCCGAAGUUUGAGGUCGGAUGCCGCCGUAUCACACCUGGUGACCCGUACAUGAACGCAAUCCAAAAGGAGAAUGUUGAUGUACACUUCACAGCCGUUGACGAGAUCGACGAGACAGGCGUCAUUGGCAAUGACGGCAAACACCGCGAAGUCGACACCAUCGUCUGCGCCACCGGUUUCGACGUAACAUAUAAACCACGUUUUCCCGUCAUUGGCAGGAACGGUGUCGACCUUUACGAAAAGUGGAAGAACGAGCCAGAAUCAUAUCUCGGUCUUGGAUGUCCUGACAUGCCGAACUGGAUCAUGUUUGUUGGACCAACAUGGCCCGUGGAGAACGGCUCCGUGACUGGACCACUUUUCGGAGUCGCUGAAUAUACCAUACAGAUCAUUAAGAAGAUGCAGCGCGACCAUAUUAAGUCAUGGGUGCCGCGGCAGGAUAUCACAGACCGUUUCAAUGAGCACGCGCAGGAAUGGAUCAAGCAUACUGUGUGGAAGUCUGAUUGUAGAUCGUGGUACAAGAAUAACGAGACAGGACGCGUGAACGCCGUCUGGCCCGGCUCUUCAAACCAUUACUCCGAGGUCAUCGCCACGCCACGCUACGAAGACUUCGAGAUUCAAUACUUGAACAAAAACCCCUGGGCGCAUCUUGGUAUGGGUUUCGCAAAGUGCAACGUCGCGUACCCAGAAGCCGAUGUGAGUCCGUAUCUCGCGUUGGAAAAUAUCGAUCCAAAGUGGUUGAAGGCUAUUGGGUACGAAGGGCCGGCGCUGGAGGUGGAGAAAGCCAGAGAUGAGAAGGAACAACCGAAGGUGACGAGGACGGGUGAGGAUGGUGGGAGUGGAGAGCAGCCAUUGGUGACUGUCACUUAG